AUGGCGGGAAUUGAUGGAGAGCAGGCGGUUCUCGCCCUGUCCUCCAGCGAGAUCGCCGACGUCGUUGCCGGACCCUUAGCUCACGCCCGGCAUUUCUGCGGCGACGCGGAGGGUUGGGGCCCCAUCAGCUCUAUCAGAUACGGCCUUACUCCUUGCUUUCUAGACGUCUUCAUCUGCUUCGUGGCCGUGUUUGGGCUGGUUGGCUCUGCCGGAGCUCUGUGGCUGCUCUUGAGACAUAGAACAGCUGAGAACAUCCCACGGAACUGGCACUUUUACGCAAAAUUGUCAUUAAUAUGGGCUCUUGUUAUCGUUGUUGGACUCCAGGCGUCUCUACAGAUCGAAAACCUUCCGCAUGUCUGGGCCAGUGACUUUAGAUUCUGGACCACCAUCCUUCUCCUUCUCUCCCUCGUCUGUAUAUAUGCCGUUCAGUAUCACGAACAUUGGAGAAGUCGUCAGCCAAACGGUGUGGUGCUCUUUUACUGGCUCUUCUUCCUUAUUGCGCACGGCGUCAAGCUUCAGUCGCUGGUGUCACGCCAGUACUAUCGAGAUCACUUGCCGUACUUUAUCACCUUCAACGUUGGCCUGGGUAUCGCCCUCCUCGAGUUCAUCCUCGAAUACUUCGUCAAGAAGAAGCAGAGCGUCUACCAUGCAUUGGGCGAUGAGGAUGAAUGUCCCUUCGAAUAUGCCGAUAUCUUCUCCGUCCUGACUUUCUCAUGGAUGACACCUCUGAUGAAACAAGGUUACAAGACCUUUCUCACCCAAGAUGACAUGUGGAACCUGCGAGAGCGAGAUACCACGCGUGUAACGGGUGAAAAACUGCAAAGCGUAUGGGAAGACGAACUUAGGAAGAAGAAACCCUCUCUUUGGAUGGCCCUGUUCCGAGCAUUCAGCGCUCCCUAUUUCCGUGGUGCGCUGAUCAAAUGUUUGAGUGAUAUCCUAGCAUUUGUCCAGCCACAGCUCCUCCGUAUGCUCAUCAGCUUCGUUGAUUCUUACAAAACCAAUAACCCGCAGCCUGCUAUCCGCGGAGUCGCCAUUGCACUGGCUAUGUUCAUCGUUUCUGUUGUCCAGACUACGUGUCUGCACCAGUAUUUCCAGCGGGCAUUUGAGACUGGUAUGCGUGUCAAAUCUUCUUUGACUGCAAUGAUUUAUACCAAGGCUUUGAGACUAUCAAAUGAGGGCCGUGCUACCAAGUCAACUGGAGACAUUGUCAACCACAUGGCCGUAGACCAGCAACGACUGUCUGACUUAGCUCAAUUUGGCACACAGCUGUGGUCAGCUCCAUUCCAGAUAACCCUGUGCAUGAUCUCCCUCUACGACCUGAUCGGAUGGAGUAUGUGGGCCGGAAUUGCAGCCAUGGUGCUCAUGAUUCCGCUCAAUGGUUUCAUUGCCAACGUCAUGAAGACAUUGCAGGUCAAACAGAUGAAGAACAAGGACCAGCGUACGAGACUAAUGACUGAAAUCUUGAACAACAUGAAGAGUAUUAAGCUCUACGCCUGGAACACCGCCUUCAUGAGCAAGUUGAACCAUGUCCGAAAUGACCUGGAACUCAACACUCUGCGCAAAAUUGGAGCUACUCAAGCAAUUGCUAACUUCACCUGGUCAUCCACACCUUUCUUGGUUUCAUGCUCCACCUUCGCCGUCUUUGUAUGGAUCACGGACAAGCCUCUCACCACCGAUAUCGUCUUCCCAGCAUUGACUCUCUUCAACUUGCUCACCUUCCCGCUCGCUAUCUUGCCGAUGGUCAUCACUUCUAUUAUCGAAUCCUCUGUUGCCAUCACACGUUUGACCGCAUAUUUAACCUCCGAAGAAUUGCAAGAAAACGCUGUCCAAUACCAAGAUGCUGUUACUCACACUGGAGAUGAGGCAGUAUCCAUUCGGGAUGCUACAUUCACCUGGAACAAGUAUGAGAGUGGAAAUGAACUAGAGAAUCUCAACUUCAGUGCCCGGAAGGGUGAGUUGAGCUGCAUUGUCGGCCGUGUUGGUGCUGGAAAGUCGUCUCUCCUUCAGACUCUACUCGGUGACUUGUACAAGGUCAGUGGAGAAGUCGUGGUCAAGGGCCGCAUUGCCUAUGUUGCUCAACAGGCAUGGAUCAUGAACGCUAGUGUUAGGGACAACAUCGUCUUUGGGCAUAGAUGGGAUCCCCAUUUCUAUGAACUGACAGUAGCUGCUUGCGCCUUAUUAGAUGACUUCAAGACUCUGCCUGACGGCGACCAGACUGAAGUUGGAGAACGUGGAAUUUCCUUGUCCGGCGGUCAAAAAGCACGGCUUAGCUUGGCCAGAGCUGUUUAUGCUCGUGCUGACGUUUAUCUUCUUGAUGACUGCCUCUCUGCCGUCGAUCAGCAUGUCGGAAGACAUCUUAUCAACCGUGUCUUGGGCAAGAAUGGAAUCCUAUCUACCAAGACCAGAAUUCUUGCGACCAAUGCCAUUACCGUGCUAAAGGAGGCCGACUUCAUUGCCUUGCUUCGAAAUCGCACCAUCAUCGAGAAGGGAACAUACGAGCAGCUUCUAGCAAUGAAAGGAGAAGUUGCAAACUUGAUCCGCACAGCUAUCACCGAGGAUGACUCCGGAUCCAGCGGAAGCAGCAAAGACGACGGUUUAGGCGGCUCAGAAUCUUCCUCCACAAUGAUUGAUAUUGAGGAUGAUAGCCCUAUCGCCUCAGACACCGAAGAAGCUCAAGAGCGCUUCGCGCCCCUUGCUCCUAUUCGAAGUGCUGGUGGAGUAAAGCCACGCCGCGAAAGUACCACCACACUUCGCCGCGCAAGUACCGUUAGCCGACCAAACUUCAGAGGGAAGAUCACUGAUGAAGAAGAGGUUCUCAAAUCCAAGCAGACCAAAGAAGGCAUGGAGCAAGGAAAGGUGAAGUGGAGCGUGUAUGGGGAGUAUGCUCGGACGAGCAACCUCUACGCUGUGUCUGCUUAUCUGAUUAUUCUUGUUAUGGCACACGGUACACAGGUAGCUGGUAACUUCUGGCUGAAGCAAUGGUCAGAAUUAAACGAGAAAGAGGGUGUCAAUGCUGAAAUUGGGAAAUAUCUUGGAAUUUACUUUGCUUUUGGAAUCGGUUCUUCUGCACUUGUCAUUUUGCAGACUUUGAUCCUUUGGAUUCUUUGCUCCAUUGAGGCAUCACGAAAACUGCAUGAGCGGAUGGCGUUUGCUAUCUUUAGAUCUCCUAUGAGUUUCUUCGAAACCACUCCUGCCGGACGUAUUCUUAAUCGCUUUUCCAGUGAUAUGUAUCGUGUAGACGAGAUGCUUGCGCGAACGUUCAAUAUGCUGUUUUCCAAUUCCGCCCGCGCUAUAUUUACUGUUGUAGUUAUCGGCAUCUCUACACCUUGGUUCCUUGUUCUUGUCUUCCCACUUGGCUAUGUUUAUCUGAGAUACCAGAAGUACUAUCUGAGAACAUCGCGAGAACUCAAGCGUCUUGACAGUGUCAGCAAGAGUCCCAUCUUUGCGCACUUCCAAGAGAGUCUUGGUGGAAUAUCCACUAUCAGAGCAUUCAGACAACAAAAGCGAUUUGCUCAGGAAAAUGAAUGGCGAAUGGAUGCCAAUAUCAGAGCGUACUUCCCGUCGAUUAGUGCCAAUAGAUGGCUUGCAGUGCGACUGGAAUUCCUCGGAUCUGUCAUUAUCCUUGCAGCUGCCAUUUUCGCAAUCAUAUCUGUGACCACACACACUGGUAUUACCGCUGGUAUGGUCGGUCUUGCGAUGUCGUAUGCGCUAAUGAUUACCCAAUCUCUCAACUGGAUUGUGCGACAGACGGUAGAGGUGGAGACGAAUAUUGUUUCUGUUGAGCGUGUGCUCGAAUAUGCAAAUCUCCCAAGUGAAGCCCCAGAUGUUAUAUUCAAAAAUCGACCCACCUUAGGCUGGCCCUCGCAGGGCGCUGUGACAUUCAACAACUACAGCACGAGAUACCGUCCCGGAUUGGAUCUUGUACUGAAGGGAAUUAACCUUAACAUCAAGCCGCAUGAGAAGAUUGGAGUUGUGGGAAGAACCGGAGCAGGCAAAAGUUCGUUGACGCUGUCUUUGUUCCGUAUUAUCGAGGCAGCCGAAGGCCAAAUCAGUAUCGACGGAUUGGAUAUCAGCAAGAUUGGCUUGCAGGACCUGCGUGGUCGUCUUGCGAUUAUCCCACAGGACGCAGCUUUGUUCGAAGGGACGGUUCGAGAUAACCUUGACCCCCGUCAUGUACACGACGACACCGAACUAUGGAGCGUUCUUGCUUACCCGGACAACUGGAUGCCCAGAUACAUGAAGCAGGGACAACGACAACUCGUCUCGAUGGCUAGAGCACUAUUGACUCCAAGCAACAUUUUGGUGCUUGAUGAAGCAACCGCCGCUGUUGAUGUUGAAACCGAUGCCCUCUUGCAACAGAUGUUGCGCAGUAGUAUCUUCGAGAACCGCACGAUCAUAACGAUCGCUCACCGUAUCAACACCAUUCUAGACAGCGAUCGGAUUGUUGUGCUUGAUCGCGGCACUGUAGCUGAGUUCGACACUCCUGCCGAACUCAUUCGACGUGGAGGGCAAUUCUACACUCUCGUCAAGGAGGCAGGGUUGCUUGAAACCGGCACUUCUUCCCCGGCAGCCCUGGAUAAAUAA
Trichophyton benhamiae CBS 112371 is the source of this 4584-nucleotide messenger RNA. RefSeq lists its product as uncharacterized. Gene Ontology annotation, biological process: transmembrane transport. Bases 1 to 4584 code for a protein of 1527 amino acids. The transcript has 9 exons. NCBI's taxonomy places the organism in Eukaryota, Fungi, Ascomycota, Eurotiomycetes, Onygenales, Arthrodermataceae. Gene Ontology annotation, cellular component: membrane. Gene Ontology annotation, molecular function: ATP binding; ABC-type transporter activity; ATP hydrolysis activity. The record is from RefSeq and is a predicted model, not a curated record.